UCACCUGGUCACACUGAACCGCCAUUGUGAACUGACAAUUGACACUUUUCCGCACGAAAGUUUGCAUUUGCCAAGGAAAUUAAGAUGCUGUCGCAAUCCCUGCUGAAUGGCAUGCGUGUCCUGCGCACCGAGGCUCGCCGUAACAUUGCCCUGAUGGCCCCCGCCAUGAACAAGGCCUCCGAUCCCAUCCAGCAGCUGUUCCUGGACAAAGUGCGCGAAUACAAGCAGAAGAGCUCCGGUGGCAAGCUGGUCGAUUCCAAUCCCGAGAUCGAGCGCGAGAUGAAGAACGAGCUGGAUCGUGUGGCCAAGCAGUUCGGCAGCGACGGCAAGACCGACAUGCUCAAGUUCCCCGAGUUCUCGUUCCCCGAUGUCAAGGUUGACCCCAUCACGCAGGCCGCCUCUUAAAUAUGUUGCGUAUGACUUAGUUUAAUUGCUUUAAGUUCUGCUGCUAAUUUCCUCUUCGAACGCCCACGAAAAUCACGGGAUUAACACGUCAAAAAUCCAAUUAAUAAAAUCGGAAAACAAGCGAAACGUUUGUGAAACAA
Messenger RNA from Drosophila serrata, 545 nucleotides. RefSeq names its product ATP synthase, coupling factor 6 (gene ATPsynCF6). Gene Ontology annotation, biological process: proton motive force-driven ATP synthesis. Gene Ontology annotation, cellular component: proton-transporting ATP synthase complex. The record is from RefSeq and is a predicted model, not a curated record. Gene Ontology annotation, molecular function: proton transmembrane transporter activity. Lineage: Eukaryota; Metazoa; Arthropoda; Insecta; Diptera; Drosophilidae.